AUGGAUGCACAACGUCAUAAAUUGGAAAUACUUGAAAGUAAGGAUAAGUUGUUUACUCCACCACUUAAGACACAAUUAAUGUUGGGAAAACAUGCUGCUUCUAUAUAUACUCUUGUUGCUUUUUAUGAUUUUCAAGCUGAAAUUUGCACUACUUGUUAUGAAUGUGGGCUGGACAAACAUCAUUUUGAUAAUGGUAAAGAUUGUUUUUCAGUGAUUUACUUGCGUAACAAAAGGGUUUUUAAUGUUGUCUUUGAUCCAACAACACUUGAGGUGGAUUGCUCAUGUAAGAUGUUUAAACGUAUUGGAAUUUUAUGUAGACAUUCUCUUUGGGUUUUAAAUGCUAAGGGUGUUAAUAAAUUGUCUGAGCAACAUGUUUUGAAAAGUAGUAUAGAUGAUCUUCAAGAAUUAUUGGAGAAAUUAAAAGUCAAUUCCAGUGAACUUUUAGAAAAGAAAAACAGUUUAGUGGAACAAACAAAAGAUCAUGAUUUUGAGGAUUUUGUUGGUUGUAAAGCACCCGAAGUUAUUAACAUCCAAAAUCCAAAAGUAUCUUCAAAUAAGGGCACUAGAAAGGAAAGUGAUACUAAUGACAAAGAGGCUCAUAGGUCUAUAAUUCCGAAGCGUUGUAAAACAUGUGCAAAGAUCGCUGGUCAUAAUAGUCGUACAUGUGUAACACCCCUGAAUUUCCGACCCCUUAACGAAACCAAAACCAUAAAGGACGAGAGGAAAUUCGGGUAUUACAUACAAUAA
Amaranthus tricolor (Joseph's coat) is the source of this 747-nucleotide messenger RNA. RefSeq names its product protein FAR1-RELATED SEQUENCE 1-like. The transcript is spliced from 2 exons. The record is from RefSeq and is a predicted model, not a curated record. Gene Ontology annotation, molecular function: zinc ion binding. The coding region runs from base 1 to 747 and encodes 248 amino acids. Lineage: Eukaryota; Viridiplantae; Streptophyta; Magnoliopsida; Caryophyllales; Amaranthaceae.